Messenger RNA from Mercenaria mercenaria, 10141 nucleotides. Its product is annotated as rab GTPase-activating protein 1-like. The coding region runs from base 138 to 3272 and encodes 1044 amino acids. Lineage: Eukaryota; Metazoa; Mollusca; Bivalvia; Venerida; Veneridae. The transcript is spliced from 21 exons. The record is from RefSeq and is a predicted model, not a curated record.
CGUCAUUACCGAUUGCAGCGACCCCAUGUACACAGAUCGGGGAAAAAUACUUUAAAUCGCUAUAAAUACGGCUCUUAAAACAUCUACUUAUGAUUGUCAUGUUGAAUGAAUGAUGUCUGCAGCUGGAUAGCUUGAAGAUGGAAGAUGCUGUUAGUCGUAGCUCUCUCGACUCUUCAUCUACAGGAGACGAAUAUGUCCUUGUGAAUGCUGAUCCGAAGUUGCGUAUCACAGGGGACAUAAAUGACAUCAACACAGAAAUUUGUGCUGAGAACCAGUCAAAAGCAGUGAAACAAGCAGUGGGUAAAAGUAUGAAUGACAGUCUAGUUGAUAAGGAGAUUGGCCAUGUGAUCCCAAGUAGCCAAUCAGUCGAUGUGUUAAAUACAAAUGGAUCAGCUAAUAAUGAGGCAGAGACAGGAGCUGUGGGAUCUGUUUCCCUGCCAACGACCCCAACAGGUGACUGUAUUGUGUUCCAUGGUGUGACAUACCUUGGUUGUGCAACAGUAAAUGCGCCGCGGAGUGAGGUGGAGAUUUAUCGCAAUAUGGCAGUACUGAAUGAACAGUCCCAGGGUGACAUUCCAAUUGUGUUAUCUGUUCCAGCUACAGCAGAUGGAACUGUUAGUCAAUCCGAAGGAUUUGUUAGACUGUUAGAGCCUGGAACCGACACAGAAAUUUCCAGUUACAAGAUACACCGUAUUUUGUUCUGUGCACGGGGACCAGUGGAAAGCAAUGAGAAGAGAUGUUUUGCAUUUACAUUCAGUCACGGUGAUUCUGCUGACUCAGCUAUAUUCCAGUGCCAUGUGUUUAGAUGUGAUCUUCCUGAAGCUGUUGCUAAGAUACUGUAUUGUUUUGCUAAUACAUUCCGUAGAGUGCCAAAGAAUAGAUCGUCUGUGACAAAACCCUUACCAGAAUCUAACCAGGAUUUUGUGUUCACUGUGAACCUUGAAAUAAGGGAAGAGGAUGGAAAAGGAGGAUUUACUCUGUGCCCUCGAGACAAAAACGUAUUCAAGUUACGAUGUAACCUGGAUAAAAGAAUCGCUUUAACUGUACAACAGACUAGCUCAAAGGAGCUAAAAAUUGAAAGGUGUUUUGGUUUACUGGUCAGUCCAGGAAGAAAUGUGAAACAUGGGGACAUGACGCUAAUUGAAAAGACAUCAAUGGGGUAUGCCAGCGAGGACAGUGUAUAUUCUAUAACUGGACACUGGGAUCCCACUGAGAGCAGUUUUGCUGUACUUAACACUGAAACACCAAAAGAUACCCGAGUAUUUCUAACAGUUGCCAUAGAUCUAGUCAUUAUUGGAAUCCAGGAGCCUGUGAGAUUUGCCAUAGAAACAAAAGCCAAGAUUUUUCCACAGACUGAGAGAUUCUGGUAUUUCAUGAGUAAACCCCACACAGAACUCUUCCACGUCAAGUUAAAACCGGUGGAGAGCACCAAUGGAGACAUCAAUCAUGAAGUAGUAAGUGUGACUAGUCAGACGGAGUUAGAUCGUAAGAAAGGUGGAAUGUCACUUCCUCUCGGUCAGGCAAAGUUUGUACAUGAUGAUAUACAGACACCGCAAGAUGGACCAGACGAGGAGUCGGAUACAGACGAGCCUCUGCUGAGUGGUUCAGGAGUUGUUAGUAAGGAAAUUACUGAUGAAAAUAUCCUGGAAGCCUGGAAAGAUGUCCUGAAACGAUGGCAUCAAAAUCUGUCUCAAAAACCAAAACAGGUAAACCAGUUGGCAAGAAAGGGAGUUCCAGAAGCACUUAGAGGGGAGGUUUGGCAACUGCUGGCAGGCUGUGAAACAAACCAAGAAUUGUUAGAAGCCUACAGAAUCCUUAUCACUAAGGAUUCUAGCUGUGAAGCAGUGAUACAACGUGAUAUAAAUAGAACAUUUCCAGCUCAUGAAUUCUUCAAAGAAAAUGGUGGUCUAGGACAAGAAUCAUUGUUUAAAAUAUGUAAGGCAUAUUCCGUGUAUGAUGAAGAGAUUGAGUAUUGUCAAGGUCAGUCAUUCCUCGCAGCUGCUCUCUUACUACAUAUGCCAGAGGAGCAAGCAUUCAGUGUAUUAGUGAAGAUAAUGUUUGACUAUGGUCUCCGUGAUUUCUUCAGGAAUGAUUUUAGUGUUUUACAUUUACACUUCUACCAGCUGGAACGUCUUUUACAGGACCAGUUAGCAGAUGUUUUUGAUCACUUUAUGGAGAUGGGUUUGGAAGCUCACAUGUACGCCUCACAGUGGUUUCUGACAUUAUUUACAGCAAAGUUUCCUCUGUUCAUGGUCUUCCAUAUACUUGAUAUCUUCCUCAGUGAUGGACGUAACUUCAUCUUCAACGUGGCACUCGCCUUGCUAAAAAUUUCAAGAAAGGAUUUACUGGCCCUAGAUUUUGAGGGUGUUCUCAAAUAUUUCCGUGUUCAACUACCUAAGAGAUUCCGUACAGAGGAAGCAACGAGUGAGCUGAUGCAGAUGGCUGUCAGUUGUAAGGUGAAUGCUCGCAAACUGAAGAAGUACGAGAAGGAAUAUCUUGCCAUGAAGGAGGAGGAGUUACAGAAGGAGGACCCAGUAGAAAGGCUCGAGCGUGAGAACAAGAGAUUGAUGGAGGCAAAUAUCCGUCUGGAACAAGAAAAUGAUGAUAUGGCUCACGAACUGGUCGAGAGUAAACUCAACCUCACAAAAAGACUGGAUCUUUGUCAGGACACCAGUGAAGCUUUAACAAAGGAGCUGAUGCAGACAAAGAAACGUUUAGCAGAGACAGAGGAAGAGAAGCAGAGAUUGGAACUAGAAUCACAACAGGUGAAAGAGAUGUGUAGAAGAGAGCUUGAGAGAUUGGAGGCAGACAAUAGCAGAAAUACAGCUAUUAUAGCCGAUUACAAACAGAUUUGUUCACAACUGAGUGAGCGGCUUGAGAAACAACAAACAGCUGCAAAGAAAGAAUUGGAAGCAAUAAGGAGUCAAGUGAAAUCCUGUGAUCAGUGUUCAGCCAUGUUUGAUCCUGAUGGUAAUGUUCAAGUGCCGGAGCCGAAACUUGACCCAGAAAGUAUCAAUCCUCGUAUUAUGGACCUUGAAAGACAUGUUAGAGAGCUAGAGCUAGAACUAGCACAAACAAAGCUAGCUCUCGUUGAGUCUGAGUGUAAAACACAAGAUUUGACACAUCAGUUGAACUCUGCUGUCUCGGAAAUCCAAGCUUCUAAAAAUACCUGGUUUACAAAAACAAUCAAUUCCAUAAAAGAAGUAGCAACUACACAGAAAAAAGACUCGGCAAAAGAAUUACAGCGAAAAGACUCUACAUCAAAAGAAUGAAAGAGUUAAAGUUUAUAUGUGUUGUGUAAGACAGUUAUAAGAGGGUUAACCUAUUCCAGUGGUCAUGAUUGACAAAGUGCAGGAUUCCAAAGUGAAAUUUCGUUUUUACAUGCAAGAAAUAUUACCACAGUCAAAGAAGCUCACAUGAAAACAUAGUGAAAACAUAGUGCUUUAAGUCAGUCUUUAGAUGGAACAGACUGUAUAUUAAGCUACUGCUAUAUUAUCUAAUAGCAACAUCAGUGUGACUAGUUUUACAUUUUGUGACUUUUUAAUAUGAUUGGUCUUAAUUAGCACAGUUUCCUGAAAUACAGGGUGAUGUUUUAACCUUUAGCCUGCUGGUGGCAAGUGAUUUUGCCUUUGUGAACAGUGCAGACUACAUCGGCAUGCAUGUCCGUGCAGGCUGGCAGGCUGAUCAUGGUCUGCUCUGUUUGCUGUUCAGUCAGUUAAUUUUCAGUGAAUACCCCUUUGAAUAAAUAAGUGAAACUGCCCAAAUUGAAAUAUGGACCAGUCCAUUUUAGAAAUUAAGCAGGGUAAACGUUAAGGGAAACUUCAGUGAGUGAUCAUUUGUGUGAAGUUUUCAAGGUGAUGAUAACUUACAAGUAUUUAGUGGAAUAACUGCAAUGAUAACCAUUCUGAAAAAUGCUGCUUAUUUAGAUGUCUGAAAUUUCUGUGGAAGGCCGUACUUUCUGACCUGGCUUAUUUUUGUGGAAAAGGAGAAGUCGCACACAUACUGUGCAUUUUAUAGGUUGCCUCAGUCAACAAAAUAAAGCAUUUAGUUGUGAUUUUUAAACUGUCUUACAUAACAGAGAUGUUUCUAUUUGUAAGUGUGUGUACUUACAGUUUUAGUACUAUUUGCUUCUUGAAUCAGUGCAAUAUGUAUAAUAUAUGCUUUUUAAUUUGUGAAUGAUUGUUGAAGACAUAAGAAUACUUAAUGAUUUCAUACAUUCAUACAAUUGCAUUCCUAUAAAGGUGUUUAUGUAAGUUCUUUUUUGAAUUUUUUAUGGUUUAGUGAUACAGUAAAGUUCCCAGAUGGUGACACUUCAAAAUUUUCAAUAUUUACAUGUAUCUGAAGAAGUUGGGAUAUCUUAAAUUCAAGAUUUACAAUUGGAAUGUUUUAAAGACUCCUAAACAAAAGUCAGUUGUAUUUGAGAUAUUUUCAGUUAAAGGUUUAAUACCAAAAUUCCUUUUUGAUUGGGAUGUUUUCACUUCUAAAGCAUAGAUACUAUCUUAUGAUUGCAAGCACAUCUUUGUAACAGAAUUUAAAAACUUUUACUCAGGAUUAGAUCUCCUACACAUGGUAGGAGUCUCUGGAAUUUAAAAAACAAAACAUUUUUACAUUUGUGUAUAAUUAUCCAGACCUCACUGAGUUCCUUAUUUUGAUAUAUAGAUUUCUAAAAUAUUGCACACUGCAGUGUACUGUUUUGUUGCUUUAUUACACAGUUUGAAUGACUAGUCACUAUCUGCACAAGGGUACUUGAAAUAUUCUAGCUGUUAAACUUUAACCUUAGCUAAAAACUACUGUAAAAUGAGACAUUUUCACAAGAAUUUAUAAAUUCCUGAAUUGUUUGCAUAAAUAUAUGCAAUAUAUGGCCAGUUUGUACCAGGUUACUUGUAACAAUAAUAACACUUUUCACAAGUACAGAGAGUUAGCAGAAUGUAAUGAAAAUAUAUCCCUAGCAGAAAUUUUAGAUCUUACAGUAUUUAUUGGUCCUAAUUCGUUUUUGAUGCCUGUGUACAGGUGUAAUUUUGUCGAACAUUUUAUCACUGUAAAACCAAUGUUUAUGCAUACUAUGCUUAUUGAAAGGAACUUAAGCAAUCACUGAAUUCAGCAUUUGGACAUAUUAAGUUUACAGUUUGGACUUGAGAUGUUGAUGAUUUGUGUUAGAGAUUUACCUAAAUUUCGCCCCUUGGAGCAAAAAGGUACCAUAAACUUUUAUGGUACCGUUUUGCUCCAAGGGGGCAUAAUGCAUUUUCUGCACAAUAUUUUUUCAAAAUCUAAGAACAGGCAAUUAAGGGAGACUUGCACAUCUAAACUUGGACCAUGAUACAGUCAUUUCUGAUGUACCCUUGAAUACUCGUAAGUUCUGGGCAUUUUGUUGAAUUUAGUCUUGACAGACAGAAAAUGAAAUAAAACGCUACAUAUGUAUUAAAUAUACAUGUACAAAGGGUUAUAAAUCUGACUCAGGCAAUCUGACCCAAACUUGCAGGAUGGCAUUUCCCUUCAGCAGUUAACAUUUCUACCAUGUUUAAUUUAAAUACUUAAAACCAUGUCAUAGAUGUGACUUUCGACAGAAUGUCUGAUGGACAACACCAAAACUAUAUCCAACCUUCAGCGAGGGAUAAAAAAUAAAUAGACUUAUGUGCAAUAUAAAUCAUAUAAUUAAUCUUACUACCAGUUUAGAAAAACAUGACUAGAUUAACAUUUAUAUUAAUUAGUAGCAUAAAAGCAUGGUUUCAGGUAUUAUAUUCGAUAAUGAAAAGUGCAUGUAAAAAGGAAGAAAUAUUUCUUUGCAUGUUUUGUCCUAUUUUUCAUUUUGUUCUUGAAAAACAGAACAGUCAUGGUCAGGUGUAAACAAGAGAGAAGUAGAAGUUUUGUAUUUCAUGAAAAAUGACAUAUAUGUAGUUUUUCAUACAUAAAUAGUGCAAUGACUGUGAAACUUGAUUGAUUUCUUGUUUUGCUUAUAAUUACAGAGAGCAGUAGUUUAGGUUAAUGAAAAGUAACAUGAUUUCAUAUUCGAAUUCUCAACUUCACUAGAAUUUAUGUAACUCUAAAGCAAUUUUUAAAUGGUUUAAAUUUCUUGGAGAAUUUUUUUGCAUUAGCUAACACUGAUGAUCACUAUAGACUGAAUGAUUCAAAGUCAUGUGAUAGUUAGCUGUAUAUAUUUUUGGUAUAUUGAAUAUAAUGGCAUAAACAUGUACUCUUGUAUUCAUGUAUUUAGAAACAUCACCCUGCCUUAACAUCAAGUCAGUAUAUCAAAGUUAAGAAUCAUUGAAAUAUCUGAUUCCCAAAUAUGCAAUUUAAACAGGUUUCUUUAAAACCAUUAUAAGGUUAGAUAUUGGUAAUUUAUAAACAUUAAGGUAAGAAGUAGAUUCAGAAAAUCAGUGACCAUUUAUUUACCUUUUAGCUACAUAUAUUGCCAGAAUUAAUUUUGCUGUCAUGAAAUAAUAUUGUUAUUCGUUGGGAGCAGAGAUGAAAGAAUUAGUUUGCUUUGAUCUGUGAAACUAGUUGCCAAGUUUACUUCGUAAUAAGUGCAGUCAUUGCAUAACAUCUCCCAUUACCACAGACAAACGUUUCUGGUAGCAAAAAAUUAACAGAAUUGUUUAUAGAUACAGCAAACAUAUACAUCUGUAUUGUUUGUAUUCACAAAUUCUUGAAUAUCUUGAAUUAGACUUCUCAUACCCAUAUACCUGAGCAGUUACUGUCAGAACAAUCAAACCUGGUAUUUCAUUCAAGUAUUAAAUAGGUGUGUUACAAUGUGGAGAAUUUUUAAAUGUACACAAAGCAAUCUUAGAUAUCUUGAUGAGUCUUAAACCUGAAGAAUAAUCAUUAUAUUUUUCCGAUGUUUUGUAUUUUUCUGACAUACAGGUAAAUUUUAGGCAUUGAGUUUUAAUCAGGCUUGUCUUGGUAGAAGUAAACACAUUUUGGAUUCUAUCUCUUCUACAACAGUAUUUGUUAAGUAUUUAUUCUUAACUAUGUUAAGAUUUUGCCUAUUGCACAGAUAAUGUUUUACAUGUAUUUUGAGUUUGUCAGAAAAAGUAGACUUAUUAGUUAUUUUGUUUUAGUUUAUUCAGUUGUUCACAUAUCAUGAUCUUGACGAGUAAUGUAAAUGCAUGCAUACACUGUGUGAUACUGUAUACCGAUACAAUUGAAGAUCACUGUUAUGAGGGUGCAAAUUUCUUAAAGCUGGUAGAACUCAUAAAAUCAGUUUAGGAAAUGAAGCCAUCAAAGUUUUUCUGUUAAUUUCUUCUUAAAGGUGUUUAUUUGCCCUUCCAAAGAAUAAGUGAUAUGUUGUUUUGCUCAUGUUGAUUUGCCUGUCCGUUAGGAGACCAAUUGGCUUCUGAUUUGUAACUGGAGAAGACUUAAACAGUGGUCAGAUUUCAUAGGAUGUGUCUAUGCUCAGCAGAUGACUAAUAUUUCUGGGUCCAGAUGGUCAAAGGUCAAGGCCACUUGAGCCUUGAAAAUGAUUUCUGCUAUCAGACUUUAUAGAGUGAUUGCUUGUCACCAGUAGAUGACUCAUAUUUCAAUUGGAGUCAAAGGUCAAGGUGACCUGGAGACUAAUAAAUGAUUUCUGAUAAAUUGUUUGAGGGAUCAGCGAGUAAAAGGUCAAAGCCACAGUAACCUUGGCUGAAAACUAUUUCCAGUAAGUAUGUGGAGAAAGCUGAAGCCAGGAAUGUUGAACUUCAUAGUAUGAUUUUAAGUGGCCACCAGAUGACCCCCCCCCCUUCUUUUAGCUCAGAAGAUCAAAGGUCAAGGUCACUAUGACCCUGACUGAAAAUGUUUUAUCAAUAACUUAAGAAUGUUUGGGUCUAGAACUUUAAGAAUUCAUUUGAUGAUUACCUGUGUUUAGUAAAUGACUUCAUGUUUGGGAGCUUGAAAUCAAUGGUCAAGGUCACAGUCACCUUAGGGCUUGAAACUGUUUACUGUCAAUAAUUAUUGAAUAAACAGCAGUGAAAAUUAGUAACAUGAUAUACUAUGAUCAGUAACUGAUUUAGACUGAUUUGGGUGAUCAAGUCAAAACUUAAUGUUACCAGAUACACGAGACUGACAUACCUCACUACAAUUGAUAGGCUAUCAUGGGGGUAUAUUUUACAAACGUCUUGUUUUAUUAGCUCACCUGUAACAUAGUGACAGGGUGAGCUUUUGUGAUCACCCUUCGUCUGUCGUCCAUCCACAAUUUCUUGUGAACAGGAUAGAGACCACAUUUUACAAGCAAUUUUAAUCAAACUUGCACCCAACUUGUAUUAGCGUAAUAUCUCGAAUCCUUUCGAAAACUAGCCAGAUUCCAUCAUGGGUUCCAGAGUUAUGGCCCCUUAAAGGGCAUAAAUUUGCUGUUUUUGGCUAGAGACCACAUUUUGCAGUCAACUUUAAUCAAACUUUCACACAACUUGUAUUGACAUAAUAUCUUGAUUCCUUUCAAAAACUGGCCAAAUUCCAUCAUGGGUUCCAGAGUAAUGGCACCUUAAAGGGUCAAAAUUUGUUGUUUUUAGCUAGAGAACACAUUUUGCAAUCAACUUUAAUCAAACUUGCACAUAACUUGUAUUGUCUUGGUUAUCUUGGUUAAUUGUAUAUCUUGGUUCCUUUCAAAAACUGGCCAAAUCCCAUCAUGGGUUCCAGAGUUAUGGCUCCUUAAAGGGCAAGAAUUUGCUGUUUUUGAUUGUGAACAAGAUAGAGGCCACAUUUCUCAAUCAACUUUAAUCAAACUUGCACACAACUAUUAUUGGCAUAUCUUGGUUCCUUUCGGAAACUGGCCAGAUCCCAUCAUGGGUUCCAGAGUUAUGGCCCCUUAAAGGGCCAGAAUUUGCUACUUUGGCUUUUGCAGCCAUAUAGAGACUUCAUUUAUGGUUUAACACAAACUUGCAAAUAUCUUCAACAACAGUAAAUCUUGGAUUCUAUGAUGAAUCCAUCCGAUCCAGUCAUAGGGUCUGGAAUUACAUCCCCUGACUGACCCUUAAAGAGCCAGAAUUUGUUACUUUUGCCUUGUGAACAUGAUAGAAAUGACAUUUUAUAUUUGAUUUUAAACACACUUACAACUAAAGGCACAAUAAGAUCUCUAUUCCUUUCGAAAAACAGCCAGAUUCCAGCAUUUGUUCUGCCCCUGAAAGGGGCAAAAUUUUCUAUUUAGGCCCUUCCAGUCAUAUAUGGAAUUACAUCCCCUGACUGACCCUUGAAAGAGCCAGAAUUUGUUACUUUUGCCUUGUGAACAUGAUAGAAGUGACAUUUUAUAUUUGAUUUUAACCACACUUACAACUUAAGGCACAAUAAGAUCUCUAUUCCUUUCGAAAAACGGCUAGAUUCCAGCAUGUGUUCUGCCCCUGAAAGGGGCAAAUUUUCUAUUUAGACCCUUCCAGUCAUAUAGAGGUUUCAUUUAUGCUUGGAUUUGAUAAAAACUUGAACAGAAUGUUUAUCUUGAUGAUCUCUAGGCCAUGUUUGAAACUGGGUCAUAUGGGGUCAAAAACUAGGUCACCAGGUCAAAUCAAAGGAAAAGCUUUUUAACACCCUAGAGGCCACAUUUAUGAUCCUAUCUUCAUGAAACUUGGUCAGAAUGUUUAUUUCGAUUCCUAGGCCAAAUUCAAAACUGGGUCAUAUGGGGUCAAAAAUAAGAUCACUACGCAAAUCAAAAGAAAAGCUUGGGCACACUGUAGAGGCCACAUUUAUGAUCCUAUCUUCAUGAAACUUGGUCAGAAUGUUUAUCUUGAUGAUUCCUAGGCCAAGUUUAACAGGUGAGUGAUAUAGGGUCAUCAUGACCCUCUUGUAUUGAAAAUGACAUGAAAGGUUAGCAUGAAAAUUAAAUCCUGGGAGUGUUACUGCUGCCAAUCUGAAAUGAAAGAUUUUUUUCAUACAGAAGCUAGAAGAACUGGAUUGAUUCAGAUGUAGUAUUUAAUCCUUGUGACAAGUUGACUAUAACAGAAGUGAGCUAACCACUUGUUUUUGUUGCUUAACUUGUCUUUUGUCAUGGUGAAAUUUUGCACCUACAGAGAUUAAGAAGUUUUAUACGCACAGUAUUCUCUUUGGUUAUUUCAGUGGAGCACAGUGCCAUUUCAUUAAACAUUUUCUGUUUGUAAACUAUAUGCUGCAUUACAUUGCUGAAUCUCCCACCGCUAAUAUUGUUGUCAACAAUCUGUAUAACUAAUAAAUGUGAAUCUUUCAA